GAUUCUGUUGCAUUUGUUUUUGGAGGGGGAGUCUUCGUCUUUCUCUCGCUCUCUGUGUUUCUUUCUCUGUUACCGUGUCCCUUAUUUUUGCGUUCGGUGUCUGUUGAUUCAAUGGCUUUUCUGAGAGAAUCGGUGAAGAAGAAGCUGGAUUUUGAUGAUUCGGCGUUACCAUCUUCGCCUUUCUCAUCAUCUUCUUCAGUUUCUUCGUCUGCUUCAUGCAUUUGGGAUGGUGGUGUAUAUGCAGAGAUGGUGGUGCCCAAAGAGAUUGAACUCGAGAAGGUGGGAGGACUGGAGUUCAAGUUGCAGAUCCCUGAUGUGAGGGCCGCUACUGCGAAUUUCUUCAGAUCUAGAGAAGUUGGCGAGUUUUUUAGUGGGGCCUUGUCAGGUGCCAUGACUAAAGCCGUUUUAGCUCCUCUUGAGACCAUCAGGACGAGGAUGGUUGUUGGUGUUGGUUCCAGGAACAUUGCUGGUAGUUUCAUUGAGAUUAUUGAGCAGCAGGGUUGGCAAGGACUCUGGGCUGGUAAUACUGUCAAUAUGGUUAGGAUAAUCCCGACCCAGGCCAUUGAGCUGGCCACAUUUGAAUGUGUAAAACGGGCAGUGGCAUCUACUAAAGAAAAACUUGAUAAAAAUGGAUGCCCAAAAGUACAGAUAGGUGACCUCAGGCUUGAAUUUUCCCUUUCUUGGGUUUCUCCAGUUGCUGUUGGGGGUGCAACUGCUGGGGUUGUAAGCACUCUCAUCUGCCAUCCUCUUGAAGUUUUGAAGGACCGGUUAACGGUAGAUCCAGAAGCUUAUACUAGCAUAACACAUGCUGUUAACAAGAUCUACAGAGAAGGUGGCAUUGGCAACUUUUAUGCUGGGAUUUCUCCUACACUGAUUGGCAUGAUUCCUUAUAGCACGUGCUACUAUUUCAUGUAUGAGACAAUGAAGAAUUCAUACUGCAAGGCUAAGAAUAAGCAAUCUUUGAGCCGUCCUGAGUUGCUUUUGGUUGGAGCAUUUUCAGGUCUCACUGCAAGUAGUAUCACAUUUCCACUGGAAGUGGCAAGAAAGCGCCUUAUGGUUGGAGCUUUAAGGGGUAGAUGCCCGGCCAACAUUACUGAAGCCUUGGCAGAAGUUAUUCAGCAAGAGGGUGUCAUGGGUCUCUACAGGGGCUGGGCUGCGAGCACCCUCAAAGUAAUGCCUUCUUCUGGGAUCACCUGGAUGUUCUAUGAGGCAUGGAAGGAUAUUUUGGUUCCAAGAGCUCCAGUUUAGAUGAAAUUGACGACUGCAGAGAAGUUGACAGAGAAUGCUGAUUUCCCCAUUAUUAUACGUGGGCAGUUCCUCACGGUGAAGGCUGCCUUGCUUGAGAGUUGAACUUGUACAGGUCAGCAGCUCAGUGGAAGUUGCUUUAUUGAGUCUAUCCUUUAUGUGAUUGCUUAAUUGUCCCAUUCAACUAGCGAGGGCCUAAUUUUUUCCUCUGAGGCGAGGCCGCACUUCUUUAUGAUAUUUUGCAGGUCUGGUCCUUCAGUUAUUAAGCAAGCCUGGGGUUGAUCAUCGAAUGCCCCUUCAUUCUAUUUCCUUGUUUAAAAUUUGUAGAUUACUGAAACUCUGAGGGCUGCCCUCAUCAGUAUAACUACUUGGUUUUCCUAAUCAAUUAAUUAGAUGCUACCAUGACCAUCUACUGCUUGCUAUCA
Molecule: messenger RNA, 1670 nt
Organism: Nymphaea colorata (pocket water lily)
Lineage: Eukaryota; Viridiplantae; Streptophyta; Magnoliopsida; Nymphaeales; Nymphaeaceae
Product: probable mitochondrial adenine nucleotide transporter BTL1
Exons: 5
Coding region: 112-1248 (378 amino acids)
Biological process (GO): transmembrane transport
Source: RefSeq, a predicted model, not a curated record